This is a messenger RNA of Frankliniella occidentalis (western flower thrips), 3812 nucleotides long. RefSeq names its product E3 ubiquitin-protein ligase COP1. Gene Ontology annotation, cellular component: cytoplasm. Gene Ontology annotation, biological process: proteasome-mediated ubiquitin-dependent protein catabolic process. The transcript has 3 exons. Gene Ontology annotation, molecular function: protein binding; metalloaminopeptidase activity; manganese ion binding. The record is from RefSeq and is a predicted model, not a curated record. The coding region runs from base 319 to 2298 and encodes 659 amino acids. Lineage: Eukaryota; Metazoa; Arthropoda; Insecta; Thysanoptera; Thripidae.
GCCUAAUCUGUGAGCCGCCUCCUUGCCCCGGCAUCGCGGCAGGGCGGGGCGGCAGCGGCGGCAGCGGCGGCAGCGGCGGCAGCGGCGGCAGCGGCUUCAGUCUGACGCCGAGGACCCGGCCAGCGCCGCGCCCACCCGCCCUGCACCAUGGACACCGCCGACGGCGUCCCCAAGAAGGGGAUAGUGCUGGGAGCCAACAGCAAUAAAGGUGGCUGUGUAUUGACAGAGGAAGCGCAAAAAGUUGAUGCAGCUUCCAAUGGCCGCUUACAGAAGCUAAUAAACUUGGAAAUCAGAGUGUGACGUGCUCUUUGUGCAACAAUGGCAUCCAAUUCACCCUCCUCAUCCCACAACACUACUCCUCAACGGAGCCGUCCUGCCAAACGUCAGCAUCCAGCUGUUCUUAAUGGCGUGGGUGGGUCUUUUGAGGACAAAAAUAAUGAUUAUUUAUGUCCUAUUUGCUUUGAACUUAUUCAAGAAGCACACAUUACACGUUGUGGACAUACAUUUUGCCACCAGUGCAUUUCCAAGUCCUUGGAAUCAAGUGGUCGAUGUCCCAAAUGCAGUUCGUCUGUGGGGUCCCUUGACCAUGUAUUCCCGAACUACCUCCUAAAUGAGUUGAUCUCAAAGUUCAAAGCCAAGUCCAAAGUGAAAAAUGAAUUCAGUGCCACCUCAAGCAAUACCAGAGAAUGGGCACAGAGCCCAGUUGAUGGUCUCAGAGAGUUUGUCUCCACAGAAUCUCGAAAUCUUACACUCCCUGAUGUUAAUGUAAUUCUUGAGUUACUAACUCAACGAAAAAGUGUUCUUGAAGCCGAAUCAACCUAUUCACAGAAUAAGUUACUCCAAGAAUUUUUGGAUCACUUGUUGAGGUUGAAGGAAGCCCAAUUGGAUUUGUUAAAUAAAGAGGUUUCUCUCAUCAAAAACGAUUUACAAGAAGUGGAAAGAAUUUUGAAGGAUUGUGUUCAAGAAGAAUUAUCAGCAAGUAUUGAUAGUAGAACAUCAUCUAUAAAAUCCAAGAAAAAGACUGGUGCAUCAAAUUCUCUUGACAGUUCAACACCUCAGGAUGAGGCACAACCACAGGAUAGUGAAGGCUUUAAUGAGAAGCGUCUGUCAGGAAAUAUUGUGGAAAAUAGACUUGCUUCCCGGAGGAAACGAAUGCACACUCAUUUUGAAGAUUUUAUGCAAUGUUACCUUAAUAUAAGAGCUAAAGAGGUCACCUUUGGUAGGCAGAGUGAGAGACCUUCAUUGUCUGUGGAUGCUGGAAGUGUGAGUGCUGGUGGAUUGGACACUUUCAGAGAGAAUUUAGUGAAAUUCUCACGGUACAACUAUUUAAGACCUCUUGCAACCCUAAACUAUUCCAGUGACAUUUUCAAUAACUCAACAAUUGUCUCUAGUAUAGAGUUUGACAAGGACAAUGAAUUUUUUGCUAUUGCUGGUGUAACUAAAAGAAUCAAAGUGUUUGAAUAUGGAUCAGUCAUUAGAGAUGUUGUCGACAUUCAUUAUCCCUGUGUAGAAAUGAUGUCAACCUCAAAAAUUUCAUGUAUCAUCUGGAAUUCCUAUCAUAAAAAUGUUUUGGCAAGCAGUGACUAUGAAGGGGCUGUUACUGUAUGGGAUGCGGCUACUGGUCAGAGAACAAAGACUUUCCAAGAACAUGAAAAACGCUGUUGGAGUGUGGAUUUUAAUGCUGUUGACUCACGUCUCAUUGCAUCAGGUUCAGAUGAUGCCAGAGUAAAGCUUUGGAAUUUGAAUAUGGAGAACUCUGUGGCUUCUUUGGAAGCAAAAGCAAAUGUUUGCUGCGUGAAAUUUAAUCCCUGCAGUUCUUAUCAUCUAGCCUUUGGUUCGGCUGACCACUGUGUACAUUAUUAUGACUUACGAAAUAUGAAGGAAGCUCUCAUGGUCUUCAAAGGUCAUCGUAAAGCUGUUUCAUAUGUCAAAUUUCUAAACAAAGAAGAUAUUGUUUCAGCUUCAACAGAUAGUCAGUUGAAAAUGUGGAAUGUCAAUAAUCUUCAUUGUCUUCGUUCCUUUGUUGGACACACCAAUGAGAAGAAUUUUGUGGGCCUGGCCACAGAUGGAGACUAUAUUGCAUGUGGCUCAGAAAAUAAUUCCCUGUAUGUGUACUACAAAGGCCUUACAAAACAACUGUUCAGUUUUAAAUUUGAUGCUGUUAGAAGCAUUUUGGAGAAAGAUAGGAAAGAAGAUGAUGUAAAAGAGUUUGUGUCUGCUGUUUGUUGGAGACAGAACUCAAAUGUUGUGGUGUCUGCCAACAGCCAGGGCAUCAUAAAAAUACUGGAAUUAGUCUGAACUGGAAAAGUAUUUUCUUAUUAGUAAAUUUUCAAGGAGGAGAUAAGGUUAGUCGAACUGGACCCUUCCUGUUAGUUAAUUUUCCCAUUGAUUAGUCAUUAUGCCAACUUUGAUAUAUUUCAUAGACUUGUAGUACUUAUGAUUUACCCGUCCUCAUUUCUUCAUGACAAGGAGAGUUACAUUUUUAGUGGUGCUUAAAUAUGUAAUAACCUCCAGAAACAAAAUUCCUUUGUUUAGUUGGCCACCCCAACAAAAGUAGUAGAGACAUACUUGAAGCCUUAGGCUGAGAAAAUCUUUAAGUGUAUAAUACAAAGUCUAGUAUUUGAAUGGUUAGAUGUAGAAGCUUGCUGUGAUCAUACCAGAUUUCUUAACUUGCCCAAAUAUGUAAGUUUCAACAAAAUAUUCAGAAAUGAUUUGAUUUUCCAUCUCCGCUUCUUCUCUUCUCUCUGAGAUCAACCUGCACAAAAAGAAAAGUGCUAGAAGUCACUUAAAUAUGCAACUCUUGAAUUGUCAGAAAAAGAAAAGUAAUUUGACCAUUUGUGCUGGAACAAUUGUGCUGUUUCCCUUUAAAACCUUUAGUAAUGAUACCUGUUAUUGAUAUGUGAUUGAUAUAAAAUGUUAUCUAUGAAUCAAAUCAUCAAAAGAGCCAACUGAUUUAUUGAUCGAAUUAGAUGUUUCCUGUGGGCAUUGCUAUGUUUAAUUAGUUGAUUUAUUGAAAGUGACAGUAGAGGUAUGGAUUCAUUCCUUUUUAAUCUCAAGUGAUAAAUUUUAAAUUCUUUCAAGACACAAAGGACUGUUGCAUUUUUUUAAAAAUGUUGUCUAGAUUCUUGUGUUAAGACCCCUACCCCCCAACCUUUGGCAUCCACACCACUCCCCGUUUCAUAUUUCCGAGGAAACAUGCUGACGUUACUUCAUUCGCUCUACAUCAUACAAAAUCUAGAAAAUUUCUUUAUUUUGGCUUAAAAGAGUGAUGCUUUGUUGACCUCUCAAUUAGUUAUGUUAUUACCGUGGUAUUAGUAUGAUGACUCAAUUCUGUAAUUGUGAUAACAGUACUUUUUUGUGUUGUUACAUGUGUGUUUUUUUGAUCUCCUCACAUGUUUAAAAUUAAAUCAUCAAAACUAAGCGUAGAAGUAAAUAUUAAUUCAAAUCUACUCUCUAGAGGUAGCUAUAUCAUUCCUCUUCAGCACUUAUAGAUUUAAUUGGCAUUAAUAAGAAGAGAGAAGGAAGUAGUAAAUGGGUGGAGCAUUCAGUCUCACAAAUUUGAGUUAGAUCAAAUCGAUCAAAUACAUAUAUAAGAGUGCUGUGUUAACAUUUGAGCCUAGAACAACUCUUUUAAACCUGUGGAGAUGCAUCCUAAAAAUUUUGUGUCCAAAAUAACUUCUCUUAAAGUCUGCUUAUUCUGGUACUGUAAAAACCUUUCAAACUUCUGAUGUAGUUAUUGAUAAAUCAUACCCCCAAUAGGCUGCUUUGUUAUUAUUGUUGUUGUUGUCAAAUAAAUAGUUAAACUUUCUGUA